This is a messenger RNA of Aegilops tauschii subsp. strangulata, 1465 nucleotides long. RefSeq lists its product as uncharacterized. NCBI's taxonomy places the organism in Eukaryota, Viridiplantae, Streptophyta, Magnoliopsida, Poales, Poaceae. Gene Ontology annotation, molecular function: catalytic activity. The record is from RefSeq and is a predicted model, not a curated record.
UGCUCCGAAUUCAAACACUUGAGCCGCAACGUGCACGUGCUAGCACACUACAGCCGCCCACGCACGUAGGCACGGCAAGAUCGCAGGGAAGAUGGUGAACUUGAUCGAGGCGCAGAAGCCGCUGCUGACGGGGAUGAUGAGGCUGGCCGGGCUCCGCCCCAUCGACGUGGAGCUGGAGCCGGGCACCACCAUGCACGUCUGGGCUCCCAAGCACCACGCCGGCAAGAAAGGCACCACCAUCAGCCCGCACGACGCCAGCGCCGCCGCCGCCGCCGCAGGGGAAGACGCCGCCGCCACCAAGAAGCCAUCAGGCGGCCGUCGCGGGAGCAGGAGGAGGAAGGGCCCCGAGGCCAAGCCCAACGUGGUCCUCAUCCACGGCUUCGCCGCCGAGGGCAACGUGACGUUCCAGUUCAACUUCGGCGUGCUGGUGUCGCGCUACAACGUGUACAUCCCGGACCUGCUCUUCUUCGGCAAGUCGUCCACGACGGACAGCGCCGACCGGUCCCCGGAGUUCCAGGCGCGGUGCGUGGCGGCGGCGCUGGCGCGGCUCGGCGUGGCGCGCUGCGACGUGGUCGGGUUCAGCUACGGGGGCAUGGUGGCGUUCAAGCUGGCGGAGGCGCGGCCGGACCUGGUGCGGUCGCUGGCCGUGUCCGGGUCCGUGGUGGCCAUGACAGACGCCGUGAACCGGGAGACCAUGGAGCGGCUCGGUGCCGGGUCCUCCGCGGAGCUGCUCAUGCCGGAGACGCUCCAGGGGCUCAAGGCGCUCUUCUCCGUCUCCAUGUACCGGAAGAUGUGGUUCCCGGACAGGAUGUACAAGGACUACCUCAAGGCGAUGUUCACGAAUAGGAAGGAGAGGCUGGAGCUGCUGCAGGGGUUGCUAGACAGCAACAUGGAUGCAAAGAUACCGGCUUUCCAGCAGAAGAUAAUGCUGAUCUGGGGCGAGGAGGACAAGCUUUUCGACAUAGAGCUGGCCAAGAAGAUGAAAGAGCAGCUGGGGGAGAACUGCUACCUGCAGGGCAUCCCCAAGGCCGGGCACCUGCUCCACCUGGAGCGCCCCUGCGCCUACAACCGCCAGCUCGGCAGGUUCCUCGCCUACGUCAACUCCCAGGAAAACCAAGCCACCAGUUGAGUCGAUCACUGCUACUACUACUAUCUCGUUCGUUCCAGAGAGGAGGAUAAUUAUUUGCAAGCAAAGCAAAGGCAAAGCGGGUGGCCUGUCAACGUUGGUUCGUCUGCAACACGCACCGCAUUGGAUGAUUGCCUGGAGAGGUCAACCCAUGGAUGUGAAGCUACCCAUUACUACUACCACGUACCACUAGCUGCUAGGUUUACAGGGCCACAUUCCGUCGCCCUGCAGAUUAUUAAGUGAUGAGUUGACGCCACGCUCGGUGUGCCGCGAUGUCGUUUUAUUUCCUCCUGUCCCUGGUGACUGUUUGCUUUGAUGCUACUACAUGACUUUUGUGAA